GUGUGUCUCACUAACUAUACAGUGCUCGUUUUCUGUUGACCCGGGAAGAGAUCAGAGAGGAGGAUGGCGAAAAGGUGGCUCUCGUUUUCUCUCCUGUUUUUGGGGGUAUUUUAUUUAUAUUCCGCCUUAGCGGAUAACGGCGCACCCGGGAAGAAAUUAAAAAUGCAAUUUUCCACCGGACCUCGACUGAAAUUCCAAAUCUGUGUGUCCUGAGGGUACAAGCGGGUGUUUGAGGAGUACAUGCGUGUUCUUAACCAGCGUUAUCCAGACAUCCGCAUCGAGGGGGAGAAUUACCUACCACUUCCCAUCUAUCGACACAUCGCUUCUUUCCUUUCUGUCUUUAAGCUAGCAUUAAUAGGAUUGAUAAUUCUUGGGAAAGAUCCGUUUGCUUUCUUUGGUAUGCAAGCUCCAGGAGUGUGGCGAUGGGGGCAGGAAAACAAGAUCUAUGCUUGUAUGAUGGUUUUCUUCAUCAGCAACAUGAUUGAAAACCAAUGUAUGUCUACCGGUGCAUUUGAAAUUACAUUAAAUGAUGUUCCUGUCUGGUCCAAGUUGGAGUCUGGACAUAUUCCUUCAAUGCAGCAGCUUGUCCAGAUCCUUGAAAAUGAGAUGAAGCUUAAUGUUCACAUGGAUUCACUUCCACGUCAUCCAUCAUAGCUACGUCUGCAAAUGCUGAAGAUCCCUUCUGUGUUGAACGCAUUUUUCCAAAGGCAGUGAGAUGAUUUCUAUGAAGGACUGCACUGAAAGCAGCUAACUGUUAGUGCAGGCUGGAUGCUCAGUCGGUCUUGCUAACCCUUUGGAAAUUGUCUGCUUAAAACGGGAGACCUUUUGCUUUUGGGAUGUCCAUUUUUACAGCAAGGUGCACAUUCAUCGUGGUGCAGUACAUAUGUAUAGUUUCAUCUUUCUAUUAACCCAUUCAAUUCUGUUUAUAGCCAAUAACCCAACAAUGCAGUUAUUUGGAUUUUGUAUUUACAUUUUACAGUUUGAAGAAUCAUGGAAGAAUAUAGUUUAAAUUGAGUUUUUUUUAGUUGUAAUUGGUUGUAAUUUUGAUAUUUCUUUUUAUAGCAUGCUAUGGAACUAUAAUAAACUAAAUAACCCUACCAGAAAA
Molecule: messenger RNA, 1105 nt
Organism: Polyodon spathula (Mississippi paddlefish)
Lineage: Eukaryota; Metazoa; Chordata; Actinopteri; Acipenseriformes; Polyodontidae
Gene: selenot1a
Product: selenoprotein T, 1a
Exons: 6
Biological process (GO): cell redox homeostasis
Cellular component (GO): endoplasmic reticulum membrane
Molecular function (GO): thioredoxin-disulfide reductase (NADPH) activity
Source: RefSeq, a predicted model, not a curated record